ACCCACAGAAACCUCUUUUCCUUCUUACCCUCAUCUUUUGUUGGAUUUUAAGCCUCCUCCUCCACUUUCGUCCUUUCUCCUUGUGGGUAAGCCCAAGGUUCUAAUCCAAUGAUAAACCCAUUUUCCUUAUUCAACAAGAUUUCUUCCUCUUUGAAACUCUUUAAAUCUUCCUUCAACUUGCUCUAAAUAUUUAUAUUUUGAUGCUUAAGAUAAUCUUGUUCUUGAUGAUCUUUGAGAACCAUAUGUCUCCUGUACUCUGUGAAAUCCUCCUUUCUGGAUUUAUGAUAAACUCCACUCUCAGGCUCAGGACCCAUCUUGUUCAAUCUUUCUCUGUUGUCUUCCUCUAUUGGUUCUACGUCUUUUCAUGAACUCUCAGCCGGCCUCCUUCUUAAUCUACACUUAUCUUCAAUUCAAAUCAGUUCCUGGGUCCUGCGGCUCUAGUUUCUAUUUCAAUCAUCUUUUCAGGCUUGCUUAGUAUUAUUAUUAUUGCUAUAUUUUUAUGGCCUCUUCCAGUGGGGCAUCUGCAGGGUCCAGCAUCCAGAGGAACUGAAACUCUGAGGAGGAUCUGCAGCAGAUCAUGGAUCAAAGAAAACGUAAAAGAAUGAUAUCCAAUCGGGAAUCAGCACGUAGAUCCAGGAUGAGGAAGCAGAAGCGCUUGGAUGAUCUCAUGGCACAACUGGGUCAGCUCGAGAAAGAAAAUCAUGAGAUUCUUAACAGCAUCAUCAUCACCUCUCAAAUCUUCUCGAACAUUGAAGCUGAGAAUUCAAUACUCGGAGCUCAGGUAGAUGAGCUCAGUCACAGAUUAGAGUCUCUCAAUGAGAUCAUUAAUCAUGUGAAGUUGAGCAAUGGCCUAAUUAUCAAAGAUGAACAUGACGAUUAUUUCAUGAAUCCAUGGACCAGUUAUUUCCAUGGGAAUCAGCCCAUCAUGGACAUGGCCAUGUUCUGAUUAUUCUUUUCGUGGGAAUUUUCUGCUUGUUAGGUGGUGUAAGUGUAGGUUAUUCAUAAAUUUGUGAGGUUCUCGAAGGUGUCCA
Molecule: messenger RNA, 1031 nt
Organism: Hevea brasiliensis (rubber tree)
Lineage: Eukaryota; Viridiplantae; Streptophyta; Magnoliopsida; Malpighiales; Euphorbiaceae
Product: bZIP transcription factor 11-like
Exons: 1
Coding region: 578-946 (122 amino acids)
Biological process (GO): positive regulation of DNA-templated transcription
Cellular component (GO): nucleus
Molecular function (GO): transcription cis-regulatory region binding; DNA-binding transcription factor activity
Source: RefSeq, a predicted model, not a curated record